UAGUGCCAUCAAUAACACUAAAAAAACACUACACCAUAUAUUCCCACCCACAUCACCCCGUUUGGCUGAUAGGAAAAUCAUGGGAUGAGUGAAACUUGAACUCCUCCCUAGGCUUCCAAUUUUUCAGGGUUCAUAUAAGCAAAUCCAUGCUAUACCCCUCUGUCGUGUAUAUAUAUUUUUCGUCUUCCACCUCUUUUUCACCUUCCAAACCCAUAAUUUAUAUGGUCUAAAUUUGUACUUUGAUGGCAAUCUGGUUCAAAAGAUCAACCACCAUUUCUCAUCAUUACCUGAAGAAAAGGAUAAGUUUCUGGGAAAAUCUAGGCCAUAGCUUUCAUACCAAUAUCUAUUCACCAACAAACUCAAUUGGUGAGAAUUGUAGAGACUCAACUCCAUUUUUCUGUGAAUCAAAAGCCCUUUUCGGCUCCCGGCGUUUCAAAUCCAUCAAAACUGGCAGGGAAGAAGAUUUGCGGCAAGAUAUUAAUGGUGAUCACCAGAAUCAGCAGGGGCAGGACUUUCCUGGUGGAAGAAUAAGAUUUACUUCAGCAAUGAAUUUUAAUUCUGAGUUUCCAAUGAAGAGGAUACCUUGUUAUCGAGUUCUUGAUGACAAUGGCCAUCCCAUAAUGAACAGCGGCUUUCGACAGGUGAGCAAGGAUGAUGCAUUGAAGAUGUAUAGUAGUAUGGUUACCCUUCAAACUAUGGACAACAUCUUCUAUGAAGCACAAAGGCAAGGAAGAAUUUCCUUCUAUCUCACCUCAUAUGGAGAAGAGGCUAUCAACAUUGCAUCGGCUGCUGCACUCACCCAAGACGAUAUUGUCUUGCCUCAGUACAGGGAACAUGGUGUUCUGUUGUGGCGUGGUUUCACCUUGCAAGAAUUUGCCAACCAAUGUUUUGGGAACAAGGCUGAUUAUGGGAAAGGAAGGCAAAUGCCAAUUCAUUAUGGAUCCAGUGUGCUCAAUUACUUCAAUGUUUCAUCACCUAUCGCUACUCAGCUUCCUCAAGCCGUGGGUGCUGCUUAUUCUCUCAAAAUGGAUAGAAAGAAUGCAUGUGCCGUCACUUAUUUUGGGGAUGGUGGCAGCAGUGAGGGAGAUUUCCAUGCUGGUUUAAAUUUUGCAGCAGUUACGGAAGCCCCAGUCAUUUUCAUUUGCCGCAACAAUGGAUGGGCCAUCAGCACCCCUAUAUCAGAGCAGUUUCGAAGUGAUGGGGUGGUUGUAAAAGGUCAAGCUUAUGGAAUCCCAAGUAUUCGGGUUGAUGGAAAUGAUGCUCUUGCUGUCUAUUGUGCGACUCGUGCAGCACGUGAAAUGUCUAUUAAUGAACAGAAGCCAAUCUUACUUGAGGCGAUUACAUAUCGAGUUGGACACCAUUCUACAUCUGAUGAUUCCACAAAGUAUCGUCCAGCAGAUGAGAUUGAACACUGGAAAACAGCUCGGAAUCCUAUUGCUAGAUUUAGAAAAUGGGUCAAUAGAAAUGGCUGGUGGAGUGAUGAUGACGAAUCCAAGCUUCGUGCCAACGUGAGGCAGCAGCUAAUGGAUGCGAUUCAAGUGGCAGAGAAAACAGAGAAACCUCCAAUUUCAGACUUGUUUGCAGAUGUCUAUGAAAAUUUGCCCUCAAACCUACGUGAACAAGAAGAAUUACUUAGAGAAACUGUUAAAAGAUACCCUCAAGAUUACCCCUCUGAUGUUCCUGUUUGAGAGUAUACUUAUAUUUGACCCUGUCAUUUAUAACAUUUGUGAUAAAUUGCAUACAUAAGACCAUAUGCCGUUCUGUCUCACUCAACAAUGUUCAUCAAAUCACUGUUUACUCA
Molecule: messenger RNA, 1801 nt
Organism: Camellia sinensis
Lineage: Eukaryota; Viridiplantae; Streptophyta; Magnoliopsida; Ericales; Theaceae
Product: 2-oxoisovalerate dehydrogenase subunit alpha 2, mitochondrial
Biological process (GO): branched-chain amino acid catabolic process
Cellular component (GO): oxoglutarate dehydrogenase complex
Molecular function (GO): oxidoreductase activity, acting on the aldehyde or oxo group of donors, disulfide as acceptor
Source: RefSeq, a predicted model, not a curated record